Messenger RNA from Poecile atricapillus (Black-capped chickadee), 3162 nucleotides. Its product is annotated as 1-acyl-sn-glycerol-3-phosphate acyltransferase alpha-like. The transcript has 6 exons. Gene Ontology annotation, biological process: phosphatidic acid biosynthetic process. The record is from RefSeq and is a predicted model, not a curated record. Gene Ontology annotation, cellular component: endoplasmic reticulum; membrane. Bases 1767 to 2651 code for a protein of 294 amino acids. Gene Ontology annotation, molecular function: 1-acylglycerol-3-phosphate O-acyltransferase activity. Lineage: Eukaryota; Metazoa; Chordata; Aves; Passeriformes; Paridae.
AGGCAGGAUUUACCUUCUCUGUGCUCUGGAAUGGGCAGAUCUUCCCCAGCCUGGCUCCUGGAGAAGCUCACAAAUGUGGAGCAGGAAGAUCGUGCUGGAUUCCAGUAGGAAGGUCCAGCUCCUCCAGCUGGGAGGGACUGAAGGAGGCAUCCAAAAGCAAAGCUGGGUUUGAUGGGAGACUGGGCUGGUGCCUAAAGGUUUCCACAUGGACACAGAAUGGGAAGGAGGAGGUGAAGAGUCGCCUGGAAUGGGCUGGACAGGAAGGGUGGGCUUGACAUGUGACCCAAUCUUUGCUUUAAUAUGAGAAUAAUGAGAGGAAUGGGAGGGUGAAGCAAUGGGCAUUGCAACACCGCUGGUGGACGUAACCCCGGGGUUACUGGUCAAACUGGGGCACCCUCCAGCAUGGCCAGAGCCUGAGGACAUCUCUGUCACCUCCAGGGGACACGGGAAGGUGUGGGUGGAAGAGCAGCACAGCUGGGACAGUGCUGCAGAGAUGUUGGGCUGAGGGCAGGUCCUGCCUGGUGAGGGGCAGGAGGGCUGGGAUGGGCCCAGUGGAUGUGACCUUCCCAGUAGUGGCCUGAGGGGACUGGGAGACCCCCAGAGACCCCUCGGGGUUGUGUGGAGGCACGGGGGGCUCUCGCUGCUCCCAGCUCCUGAGCCAGGGUCACCUCUGGGCAGCAGCACAGGGAUGUCCCUCCUUUCCCCAUCCCUGGAGGUAUCCCAGGCCAGGCUGGAUGGAGCUUGGAGCCACAUGGGAUAGUGGGAGGUGUCCCUGCCCAUGGCAGGGGGUGGCACUGAAUGAUGGCUUUGAGGUCCUUCCCACCCAAACCAUCCUGGAAUUCUGUGAUUCCCUGAUUUGGGCCAUGGACCAGCAGGGCUGAGAGAUGCUGCUGGGGGCUGACACGGGCCCGGUGUCCCUGUGACAAGGACCUGGUUCCAGGAGUUUCCAGGGGACUGUGUUUCCUGUGUGCCCAUUGCAAGGCACUAGAGCAGGAGGAGAGGUUAAUUACACCCUGUGCUAAUUGCAUCCAUGAAAACACCUCAUGCAACACAACCCCUGGCUGCCAACUGGGCCAAGGGCUGGCACCUCCUGCAGCUCGGGCUGGAAGCAGCGGGUGGCAGAGCUCAGCCCCCAGGCACUGUGGGGACCUUGGGGACAGAUGCUGGGCCUUGGGAGGGGAAGGGCAGAGGGGCUCCUGCUGCACAAAUUGAGCAGGGCUGGGGAGCACUGGUGCUACAUUCCUGCUGUCAUUCCAGGUGGGAGAUGUCUUCCAAUAAUCUGAUGCUCUGCAGGGUGAGGUUUGGGUGCUAGCAGGUGACUGUGGCCAGCCUGGCUGGGAUGAUGGCCAUGGACCAGGAGCAGCUCCUGCUGUCCCCACCAGCUAAGACUCCCUUUCCCAGGGCUGGCAUCCCCGUAGGCAGCAGAGAUUCCCAGGACAGGGACACUUUUGUGCUCAGCAGAUUGGAUCUUACCAGUCUGGAGUCACUGCAGUGGCUCUUAGCAGCCCGGGAGGGCCCUGUCAGCGCUGACACCUCGGGUGACUCAGGGUCCCGCCGUGACUCAUGGCCACUCUCCACCCUUGGAGGGGUGUCCUGCUUCCACCCGAGCCGCUCCAUCCCCGGGGAUGAGAUCCACACCGAGCCUUUCCCUGGGCCAGCCCCAGCCACCCACGCAGGAUCCUCCUGAUUCACCUGCCACGCUCCUGGCAGCCCCGGCCACUCACUCGGAUCCCGUCCCAGCCGUGGGCUGAGCUUGGGGCGGCCCCAUGGACGUGCUGCUGCUCCACGGGCUGCUGCUCCUGCCCCUGGCAGCGCUGCUGCUCUAUAGGUGCAGCCCCUGUUUCCAGUACCUCUGCAAGGUGGCCUUUUUCAACUGCUGGAUCGUGGCCAUGGCCACCCUGCUGUCCCCCUUUGCUGCCUUCUGGGGACGCUCCGUGGACAACAUGAAGCUCCUGCGUGCCGCGCUCCUGCCCCUCAAGCGCUUCUACGGCAUCAGGAUGCGGGUGAGGGGCGCGGAGCAGCUGCAGCUGCAGGGGCCCUUCGUGAUCGUCUGCAACCACCAGGCUUCCCUCGACCUCAUGGGAAUGGUGGAGGUUAUUCCCGAGCGCUGCGUGCCCAUCGCCAAGCGGGAGCUGCUGUACCUGGGCACGGUGGGCUGGGCCUGUUGGCUCAGUGGCAUCAUCUUCAUCGACCGCCACCGCAGGGACGCGGCCAUCGAGGUCAUCUCCCACACUGCCAGCACCAUGCGGCAUGAGAACCUCCGUGUGUGGGUUUUCCCUGAAGGCACCAGGAACCCUGGCAAAUCCAUGCUGCCCUUCAAGCGUGGGGCUUUCCACCUGGCCGUGCAGGCACAGGUUCCCAUUGUUCCCAUUGUGAUCUCCCCGUACUGGGACUUCUUCAGCUCCAAGGAGAAGAGAUUCACCUCUGGGACCUGCACCAUCCGAGUCCUUCCCAGGGUGGAAACGCGGGGCCUGAGCCCAAAGGAUGUCCCCGAACUGACCGAGAGUGUCCGCCAGGCCAUGGCUGAGGCCCUGGCCGAGAUGUCCAUGAGUGACCACGGGGACCAGGCCACGGAGCAGCCUCUGCUGGGGCUGGGGGACAACAGGGGCAGGCCCCAGGGCCAGGGGGACACAGCCAGGAACAGCAAAUAGGCAGAGGGAGUGAGUCCCUCGGGCACAGCAGGGAGGUGUCCCUUGUCCCCUGAGGAGGUGUCCUGCAGCCCUGCCACCGCCCCGGCAGGACGGUGCCCUAAGGGGAGCAGAGCAGGGCAGGAUGGGACCAGGCAGCACCCCCAAAACAGAGCAAGGUACCCCCUAAAACCCCUCGUUGUGACUGUGCAUCCCCUCGAUGUCUGUGCUGGAUGUGGAGCUGUGGCUGUCCCCGGGAUGGCUCCUGCCUGCCUGCUGGGCAGGGGAGGGAUACUCCAGGCAGGGCUGAGGGUUCCCAGCCCCAUUUUCCACCCCUGAUUAUUGGGUUCCCCCAUGGAUUCUCCUUCCAAAGGCUCCUACAAGCUGGAAAUGCUGCUUGGAUGCAGUCAGCUCUGGGGAGGGGCCCAGAGUGUGUGGCCUGGGGGACACACGAGGUCCAGGGGAGGUUGCCAGGGGGGGCAGAGCAUCCUUGGAGCUGAGCUGUGAGCCAAGGGUGGAACAUUAAAGAGUCCGG